Mesorhabditis spiculigera is the source of this 1074-nucleotide messenger RNA. The record is from the annotation of a GenBank genome assembly. NCBI's taxonomy places the organism in Eukaryota, Metazoa, Nematoda, Chromadorea, Rhabditida, Rhabditidae.
AUGAAGGUCCGCAGCAUCUACCAGCAUGAGGCCUUCCUGUUCGACGAAACGAAGAUGGAAUAUGGGUCUUGGUAUACGUAUUUCACCCGCAACCCGCCGUAUGUAGAUCGGAUCGUGGUGGUGACGAUGGGCACGUUUUCUUCUCUAUCCAUCAUCACGAAUCUCGUCGCGAUCAGAAUCGUUCAAAAGAAUCCAAGUCUUACGGAUUUUGUAUGCCACAAUAUCACCCUCGACCAUGCGCUACGAAUCGUGAUAGCGUUAAUCGUACUGUAUCAAGCUUGCUAUAUCGAAACUUAUGGCACGGCCUCAGGAGCAUAUAUCACCGGUUUACUCCGAAUAAUUCUCGAACUAAACGGAAUCACCACUUCGAUCGAGUGGAGCAUGCAAAUCGCCGUCUACCUAUUGGCGCUCAGCCUCUCGGUCAGCCGCUUCCUUUCGGUCGCCUUUCAAAGCCGAUUCUUUGACAUCACGCGCUAUUUUAAAUAUGCUCAGCCAAUUUUGGUGCUGCUUCCAUUUAUCGCCAUUUUUGCCUAUCAAUAUGCAACUAACACCUCAUGCCAUUUUCUCGUGCUCACCUAUAUGAUUGGCGUUGUCGGAGAGCAGGCCGUGAACAGCCCCGAACUUGCAGGCUUUUUGGUAUUUCAACAGAUUAUUCGCAUUUUCACGAUGGCAAUUACCUGCAUAUCAUUUUCAUUGGAUAUCGCGACUUAUUGGUUGCUUCGGAAAAGUCAGAAAAAGUUCAAGAAAACGCGCGGGGCCGAGGUUCGACUUUUACAACAGAUGCUAUUAAACCAUAUUUAUGGCCUAUCUGCUACUGUCGCGGGUGUCGCUUGCUCCUCAUUUUUCUACGAUACCUACACCUAUCGAAAGUGGCUGCUUUUUAUCCCAACCACACUUCUGCCAUUAUUUUUGAACGUAUUGGCUGGCCUGAUGUCCGUGCUUUUCCUCAGGUCAGGCAGUAAGACUCCAACUGUAGAAAAUACGCAGGAUUCGAUGGUAACCGGCGCAUUUUACUGCUGUAUAAGGCCUCGUGUUAUAAUCGUCCAACAAUCGAUUUCUGGACCACAAAGGUCC